This is a messenger RNA of Malurus melanocephalus (red-backed fairy wren), 3034 nucleotides long. RefSeq names its product melan-A (gene MLANA). Gene Ontology annotation, cellular component: endoplasmic reticulum membrane; trans-Golgi network; melanosome. The transcript is spliced from 4 exons. The coding region runs from base 40 to 393 and encodes 117 amino acids. The record is from RefSeq and is a predicted model, not a curated record. Lineage: Eukaryota; Metazoa; Chordata; Aves; Passeriformes; Maluridae.
CACUGUGUUUCUACCCUAUACAUAGAACAACCUCACAAAAUGCCCAGAAGAGGUAACCCCCAGGAUGGCAACUACUACAGAUGGAAAGGACAUACCCAUUUUGCCACAGAUGAAGCUCUGGGUAUUGGACUUUUUAUUUUGGUGCUGGCAAUUUUACUUGCUUUUGGCUGCUGGUAUUACAGAAGACGUAGUGGCUACAAAAGUCUGCGGAGCAAAAGCUUUAGUGUGAGCACAAUACGAAACGUGGUAGGUGAGAGAGAACCCCUGGACUGCAAAAUGGCUCUGCAGGACUACAACGACUUUAAUUCUGUGGUAAGUUCUGUGGUUCCUGAUGCUCCACCAGCUUAUGACAAAAUUGCUGCAGAUCAAUCACCACCACCUUAUUCACCAUGAUAACAUGAAAAUUUAAACACUAAACAUACCGACUUUCCUUUUCCAUGCUUGCUCUUAAUUUCCUGCACAUACCUAACUUUCUUAAAGCUAAAAUCAUAUGAAAGAAAAUAACACAUUUUCAUUAGCAGUUGCUGAAAAGUAUUCUCACUUAAUUCACAGAACUGGUCCUUAAAAUGCCUUAAUAAUUCUGAAUGUGCUUUUAAAUAUUUCACUUAUUGUGGUCAGAUUAAUACRUUAUGCUCUGGUCAUCUUGAAUACUUCACAGGUCCACACAGAUCUGUAAUUACAUACUAUUCAGUAUGAAUCAGAGUAAAAAGUGAUGGCACUGUUGUGUUCACCUUCCUCAUUUAGUGUCCCUUUCUUAAACAAAAAGCAAGAAAAAAAAACCACCCCAAACUAUUCCUUAGAAUGUGAUGUACAAUGAGCAAAACCAUGUCCUGUUACAGACUGUUUUCCUCAACAGCAGUUUUUAAAUUAACUUCAAAAAAAGUGACUGUUUUACAACACUUUUUGACUUCACAUCACUUGUUUAUCUACCUGUAAUCAAUUAAUCCUGUUUUAAAAAAGAUCAAUCUACCUGUGAUUUGGUAUAAUGAGACCACCUUUAGUUUCCUUGUGGCAGUCGUGUGAGAAAGCAAAAGAACUUUGAAAAUAAAAAGCUUUACAUGUAAUUUGUUUCUAACAUGACAAAACUAUAUAAGAAAAUGCAGGAAAACCACUUUUCUUGAAGAAUACAGAAGACAGCCGAUUCCAAGGUGUUAAUUUUCCCAGCUUGCCAGAACACUAGCAAUAAUACAAAACAAAGCAUAUUUAUAUGCAUAAAUUUGCUAGACACAUUUGAUAGUUAUUGUUUGYUUAGCCUUUUUGUUAUUGCUUAUUUGCAAGAUUAUUACUUAAGAUUAUAUGCAGAUCAACAAAUUUGUACAAAAGGCCURAUAGCUCACAGCAGCAGGCAGCUAAAACUGUACAACAUUCAUUCAAAUCAAAAGUUGUUACAGAAGAAAACUAAUGUCAUAAAGCAAUUAUUAACUGCUAUAAGAAAAGAAUCUAGUUCUUUGUCAUCAAAUAUGCAAAUACAAACACCUUAAAACAAAACCAGUUUUAAACACAAGGCACAUUUACUUGCCAAGCAUAAACCCUAUAUAUUUUGAUAAAUAAUAAAGCCGGUUUUUAAAUUUUUUUUUUAAAUAAAAUGUUUAUCUUGAUUGGUAAAAUUGUUGUAAUGUAAGAAAUAUCUGUAAUUGCUGUGAAAGGUUAUAUUCCACCCAUAUGUUUUUAUAAAUUUAGUUGAUAUAUUUAUUUAGAAACGUAGAGAGGUAUUUUAACCUAAAAAGCCGUCUUACCAAUGUCACUUUCAAUAUCUGCUUGUCAGGAAAAAAACUGUGGAACUGUUUAGUAACAGGAAGAAUACAUACGAAAAAUAUUUUUUARAAGCCAGUUUAUAGCUGCUAAGCACUAGAGAUGCAGAACAUAAUGGUUGACUAAGYUUUUUGCAGGAUGAUAAGCUAAAGCUUGAGGCUGAUAUCUUUAGCAACUCUGUGCUCUGCAAUUCUCUGCUCUAGUCAAAGACGGUGUAGUGCUAAAGUGGAAUGAACUCACAUAUGCAUUCAUUCUAAGAAAAAAAAUUAAUUGCUAUAGAGAUUAUUUCUAUAAAGAGUUAAAAUGCUUACAGUUCAAAAAGCUUUACUUGAUCCCACAUAUUUUUAGUAAUGUCAGAACUAAUAUAUUACCAGCUGUUGCAAAAGCUCAUGAGGAAGUUAACAUCAAUGAAGUAGAAAUAUUAAUUUAUUUGUAGAAUUACAUAAGGUCAAAUUGCUAGAAAUCCUCAGCAGCCAGAGCUGGAACAAUUAAACUUUGACCUGAAUUUAUAAAUACUUAAAGGAUAGAUGAGCCCUCAUGGAAACCUAUCCUUAAUUUUCAGAAAAUCCUCUUUUUUUUCUCCCUGUGAAAACGGUAUUUUUGCUUUACAGACACAGUUAGACAGUGGUCUCAGAUUUUAGUACAUUAAAAUAAGACCAUGAAAUAGAGCUUCACAGAGAACUCUAUUAAAUAGGUGUAAACUUCAGCACUCAUUCGCAAUACCGUUGCAAAUUCCAUUUUUCAAACCUGGCUCUAUAUCCAGUAAUGGUACACUUCAGAAUUUGGCUGAUGGCUCAUUAAGAAAACACAGAUACAAGAUAGAAGAAAGUACCACAAACUUUCCAUAGGAAGAAGUCACUUUUUUUGGAGUCUCACUAGUCAAAUGAAACAUGACUGGCAUUUGCAGGUGGUUGCUAGGACAAUCCACUGACAUUUACCUCAGCAUUCUCUUUUGGCUUAACUCCUGUUACAGAUGGGGAUAUAUGUAUAUUAGCUUGGCCCUAAGAACUGUAUUAGUAUUAGCCAUAUUGCUUGUAAUUUUUCAGUGAAGUAUUUUGAUUCAUAUUUAUGUCUAGUAUCGGUGAAAUAUCCAUUGCUUUGUUUGUGUUAUGUCAAUGUACUCACAUGAUAAAAGAGUACUUAUUUUUUUCUUUAAAAAAGCAAACUUUUCACUUCUUACAUAAAAGGUUAAUGAGUUUAUUCAUCUUUGGAGAAGCAGCAUUUAUUCACUUGUCCUUUUCUGCUGACUGCAUAUUAAACUGUGCAACAAAAUUGAAAGGUU